Myotis daubentonii (Daubenton's bat) is the source of this 2199-nucleotide messenger RNA. It is a transcript of the gene CENPQ, whose product is annotated as centromere protein Q. Gene Ontology annotation, cellular component: nucleus. Lineage: Eukaryota; Metazoa; Chordata; Mammalia; Chiroptera; Vespertilionidae. The record is from RefSeq and is a predicted model, not a curated record.
CUACCAGGCCACUUCCGGGUUUCCCCGGUUUGACGGUUUGGGCGCGAAUCGCGGCAAGCCCGCCUCGCUGAAUGGUUGGAGGGGAGCGGUCGGUGAGUAGUGAAAGCCUUGCCUGGCCCGUGGGUGCGGUGCGAGAGGGAGUUUUGUGACCCACCCGUUCGUGGCAAACUCCGCGGUUUGCAUUUGAGAAGCGUGAGCCCGUGGCGGGACCCGGCGCAGCCUCGGAGCUUAGUGUCUGGCCUUGAGGCUCCUGCGGUCGGCGGCCGCCGGCGUCACUGUCCAGAGGUCAACAUUGGGCUUGUGUUUUGCCACUCGCGGUGCUCACGUCUUCUGCCCUCGCCGAGGUCGGGACUGAGAGCCUUGGUUUCCGCGAGUGUCAGCAAGCCGGUAAGGAACCGGGCGUCCUCGGUCCUCCCUGUGGCCCACCCCGGAAAGCGUGCAUUCUUCCCGCACAAUGAAGUCGGCCCCGGCCACCGUCCCGUUCUGUCCAGGCCUCCCGGGCACGUGCAAGGGUCGCGGAACGCACCCGUCUCUUCACGCUGCCUGUCAUCGGGUGUUCGCUCCUUUCUCUCCAAGACGUCAUUCUCCUUCUGGCUCAGUAUUUCAAAAUAUUUUUUUGGAGCACUAUUAGAAUUGUUCUAUUUAGAUCAAGAUGUCUAGCAAAGCAAAUGCUUCCAAGAAGAGGUCUCAACAGUUAAAAAGAAAUCCAAAAAGAAAAAUUGAUGAUAAGGAAGUGGAGUUAUCAGAGAAAGAGGUUAAAAACACAGUGAAAAAAAAUAAAAAUCAUCCAAAGCAUCUGUCUUCUAAAGGACAGACAGAGCAAACUAGUCUAAAACAGGUAAAGAUAGCAUCCAGCAGGAGGAAAACCUGGCAACCUCUUUCGGAGAGCAGCAGAAAGCAUUUGCAAACUCUGAUGGAAACAGUCAUCAUAGCAAUUUUGAGUAACAAAAGUAGAGAAAAUGAACAAAUUCAAUAUCAUCUCAACUGCCUGAAGAAAAGAUUGCUACAAAUGUUUGAAACCCUAAAAGUCCCUCCCCCAAAACUGAAAGAUUUAACUAACAUGUCAAGUCUACUGAAAAUGGAAAGGGCCCGUCACAGGGCCAAUGAAGAAGGCCUGGCGUCAUUGCAGGAAGAAAUAGAUAAAAUAGUAGAGACCACAGAAGCAGUGACUGGGGAUAUCCAGAGCCUAAAGAACAAAAUUCAAAUUCUGACAAGUGAGGUGGAAGAAGAAGAGGAGAAAGUUAAAGAGAUGUUUCAAAUAGAUAGCAGUGGUGUACUCUCCCUUCCAGAACUUUCUCAGAAGAGUCUCAAAGCACCCAUACUUCAGGAAGAAAUUUUGGCACAAAUUCCAAACCAGAAUGCUCUUCUGAAGGACUUUGAUGUUCUCCAUAAUUCGUCUCAGACAAAAAACAUGCUAACUUUCAUCGAAGAAGCCUAUAAGAGACUGGAUGCCUCUUGAAGAAUGUUUUUAAGUUAUUCCACAUUAAUUUAUAAUGUUUAUAAGUUGUAAAACUGUUAACCUGAUGAUAUUUCAGAGGCUAAGGCUUCUUUAAGGUUUAUUGUUUCCUAAUAUGGAGCUUAAAAUGAGCCUCUGUAGAUCUACCAUUAGCAUCUAGUGUAGUCCUGAAAACUGGUUUUAGCAGUUACCGCAUCCAGGAGCUCACAUUUUUGUUCCAGUUAUUUACCUGACACUGUAAAAUAAGAACAGUCACAGUCCACUGAUUUAUAGGCUAGAUAAAGCUCAUUUAUUGAUUAGUGCAGAGGAAAUUUGAUACUGUGACUUAAUAUAUAUAUGUGUAAAGUGUUUAAAGUACCUAGUUCAUAAAAACAUGUUUGCUUUCAUUAUUAUUCUUUAGCUGAUGACUUACAUUUUCUGCCUGGUCAUCUGGAACUUGAGAAAUCUCCAAAUGCCUUUACUUUUUUACAUAACUCUCUAGACUUUGCGGUAUAAUUAAGAUUCUUCAUGUGUCUUUAACUUUGGAGGUAGAACGAACAUUUCUUUGGUUGGUUUAGUGUAUAGAUGUUGCAUACUUAUUUCCCCUUACCAUCAAAUCAUACUUUGAUUUCAUAAAAUUAUUAAAAUGAAACAUAAACAGAUUUACCCCCUUAAAACAAAAACCAAAGUGAAUUUUCUUUCCUCAUUGUGAUUAUAGUAUGUAUAUACAUGUAAAUAAAUGAUCAGUAAAACAUUAAAAUUUA